CUCGUGAACAGAUGACAGCUGAGGAGAGACUGCAGAACCGGUUAGCCUACUCUCCGUCCACGUUAAUAACGCGAUGGAAGUGUUAAUAUCCUACAUUCAGAGUCAAACGGGAUAACGCAUGCUGUGUUAUUAGCCAUUCAGUGGGCUAAAGAAAGUGUUCUGGCUAAUUUUCGGCGGGGGAUCGGGAGCGCGCAUGUGAGAUGGAGGCUUCCGGAGCGUCUAAAUGGACACUGAAGUCCGAUGCGAGCUCGAAGCCGUUUCCCUACUGUUGCUCGGGCUCUGAUGGCAGUGAGGAGCUCUUGCGUGGAAAGUUUUUCCGCAACAGAACUAAAGCCAGGAGUAUGUCUAUGCCAUCAGCACAGAGCUCUGCUAAAUUCAGGAGGACACAAUCACUUCAUGGACCAAGCCCUGUCACCACAUUUGGGCCCAAAGCCUCCAUACUGAAGAACCCUAAAGCUGUCAUGCAUAUUCAGGAUCCAGCCAGGCAGAGGCUGACGUGGAGCAAACCACCCAAAAGUGUCCUUAUUAUAAAGAAGAUCAGAGACGCCGGUCUGCUGCAGCCUUUCAAAGAACUCUGCACUUUCCUGACACAGCAAAAAAAUAUGAUUGUUUAUGUGGAGAGGAAAGUCCUGGAGGAUCCAGCCCUUGCCAGUGAGAGCUUUGUCUCCGUCAAGAAGAACAUUUGCACUUUUAGAGAAGAUUAUGAUGAUAUUUCCAAAUGCGUGGACUUCAUCAUUUGUUUGGGAGGAGAUGGGACUUUACUGUACGCCUCCUCUCUCUUCCAGGAGAGUGUGCCUCCAGUCAUGGCCUUCCACUUGGGUUCUCUGGGUUUUCUUACACCGUUUAACUUCGACACGUACCAGUCUCAGGUCACAGAGGUUAUAGAAGGAAAUGCUGCACUCGUCCUGCGCAGUCGUCUGCAGGUCACAGUAGUAAAAGCGGUUCGAGAGAAGGAAUCGUCGGAGGAGAACAGUUUAAAGCUUACUAAUGGAGACGCUGAACCCAACCACACAACUAUGCAGUAUCAAGUGCUGAAUGAAGUUGUUGUAGACAGAGGGCCGUCUUCAUACCUCUCCAAUGUAGACUUGUUUCUGGACGGUCACCUGAUCACCACUGUUCAAGGAGACGGAGUGUUGGUGUCGACUCCUACUGGAAGCACAGCGUACGCAGUGGCAGCCGGAGCCUCCAUGAUCCACCCAAACGUCCCGGCCAUCAUGAUCACUCCCAUCUGCCCGCACUCUCUGUCCUUCAGACCCAUCGUGGUUCCAGCCGGCGUGGAGCUUAAGAUCAUGCUGUCCCGGGACGCCCGAAACACGGCCUGGGUGUCGCUCGACGGCAGGAGACGCCAGGAGAUUGCAUGCGGAGACAGUAUCACCAUCACCACGUCGUGUUUUCCUCUUCCGUCCAUCUGUUUCCGUGAUCCGGUGAACGACUGGUUCGAGAGUCUGGCUCAAUGUUUACACUGGAACGUCCGCAAGAAGCAGAGCCACCUGAGUCUGGAAGAGGAGGAUUUCUGACACAUUCCCCCGAUCCCGCUUUUACAGCCGUUUCGCUGUCUAACACCAUUCAAUCCCACACAAACAACCAGGUCGCAAUUCAUCUCACCCAAAUAAAAUGACAUUUUGCUUUAAAAGGAUUUAACUUUUACAUUUUCCACUAAAAACAUCUUUGUUGUCUAUGUAUAAUUCUCAUUAUUCUCAAAUAUGACGUUCUCUCUUCUAUUAUAGUCAUUAAUUUUUAUGCUGUUAAAGGAAUGGUUCACCUAAAGAUUUCCCGUUAGUUUAUUCACCCUGGGGUGGUUGGUGAUGUUUCUUCUGGAGAACAUUACUGAAGAUUUUUAGCUGAAAUUGUAGUGUUUGGUGAUUUAUAUAAUGGCAGUCAAUGGUUACCCAUUAUUAAAAUUAAAAAUAAACACAUAUAAACAAGUCCAAAUCAAUCCGUGUGGCUCCUGAUGAUACAUUAAGCUCUUAUGAAGCAAAGCGAUGGGUCUGUGCCAGAAAUUGAACAUUAUUUAUUAUUAGUUAAUAAUAUUAUAUUAUUAUUAUUAUUAGCUUUAUUGUAUUUAUUAUUAGUGUGCAUGAGUGUUUAAUCUCAGGCUGUGGAUUAAAGCUAAUAGUCUUGUAUAUAAUGUUUAAUUUUUUGCAGUUCUGCUUCAUAAGAGCACAUAAGUGUGUCAUCAGGAGCCACAAGGAUUGAUUUAGACUUGUUUUUAUGUGUUUAUUUUUAAUCUCGAAAAUGGGUAACUAUUGACUGCCAUUAUAUAAAUCACAAAUUCAGCUAAAAAUCUUCUGUAAUGCUCUACUGAAGCAAAAAAAGUCACCUAAAUUAACUUUAAAAUGUCAUUUUUUUAUGAACUAUCCCUUUAAAGCUUCAAUAUAGAGAAUACAGCGAUGCUUACAUACCUGAGGGUCUUUUAGGGUUUUUUGGGGAAGAGAAUUAAAGGUUAUUUUUAAAGGAACACUCCACUUUUUUUGGAAAUCGACUCAUUUUACAGCUCCCCUAGAGUUAAAGAGUUGAGUUUUACCAUUUUUGAAUCCAUUCAGGUGAUCUCCGAGUCUGGCGUGAGCACUUUUAGCUUAGCUUAGCAUAAAUCAUUGAAUCCGAUUAGACCAUUAGCAUCUCAUUCAAAGUCGUUUAGCCAUAUCAGCCUAGAAAAUAGCAUCUGUUCACCUUUUAUCAGUCUUAUUUGAUGAUGUACACAACAGAAAAUUCCAGCUUCAAAUACUAAAGUGAUCAAAAACUCAUUCCUUUUUGGAGCGAGAUGCUAAUGGUCUAAUCCGAUUCAACAAUCUAUGCUAAGCUAAGCUAAAAGUGCUCCCGCCAGACACAGAAAUCAGUUUAAAGGAUGGAAAAAUGGUAAAACUCAACUCAGAAAUCUCAAAAAUAAACAAAGUGGAGUGUUUCUUUAAACUUGGGAUGAAUUGUGACCACGAUUUGCACGUUUUUCCAUUCCAUUCCUUCUGUGGCUGAAGUUUUACGUCUUGUCAGUUUUUGACCAAUGAGGUCGUUGAAAGGAUUGUAGCAAUAACUGAAUUCCAAUAGAUCAUAUUGUGCCUUAUAGAGCAUUGGAUCAAUGUUGCUCAUGUACGGUGGAAUACGCCAUAUUUAGAAUGUAUCAUCAUGGUUACCGACUUGUUACAUAUCAAAGCUUGAAUAUUCAUUCUGUUUUGAACCUGCUGCAUUUUUUACUACAGGUCAGUAGGAAACCUUAUUAAUGAUUAAUUACACAUUGUGAAGAAUAUCUACAAGUUAACAGUUUUCUGUCAUUUUUUAAGCUUCAUGUGACUUAAACAGCAACUUUUAGGGCUCUAUUUUAAUGAUCUAGGCGCAAAGUCUAAAGCUGCAUUGAGUGUGUGUCUGAGUCCACUUUUGCUAUUUUAAGGACAGAUAAAUACGCUCUGUGCCUGGUCUAACAGGGUUGUGCUUAUUCUCUUAAUGAGUUCUGGGUGUGUUUUGAGCACAAUGUGCAUUAAACCAAUCAGAGUCUUAUCUCCCAUUCCCUUUAAGAGUUGCGUCGCUCCAUGGUGCAUUUGCUAUUUACAUGACGGACUUUGUAAAUGUAAAAACUAAAGGCUUCACUAGUGAGAAAACAGUUAAACAGAGCAUCUGCAGCGCGAGGAUAAAGAACGAGCCUCCUCCAUUCAGCCUCUUUACUUUCUCUUUAAUUCACUAUUUACUUUACUCCUUUACUUUGGUGGAGUUGGUGGAAACUCACUCCACUGAACACAUCCAUUAGCCGGCAUAUUUAAAUUCCUUUGUUAAGCACAAAGAUUUGUGUCAAAACUAUUUCUAAAUUCAGUUCUAAUCUCCAGCAAAGGAAUAAAUGAUCAAUAAUAAUGAAGUGUGGUCAAAACACUGAGUUAUAUCCAAACACACGUCCUGUUCUUAUGCUCCAUAUGGUGAUGCAGACGUCUCCAAAACCCCACAGCUGGACAAAUCUACACUUGUGUUUAUUAAAACAAAUAUAAAUCUGCAGAUAAUCAAUAACACUGGUGAUAAUAAUAACAUUAUACAGAUGCAGAUGGUCAUGAAUAAACUGUUAAAGCCCCCCGAGGUGAAGAAGGCAUGGAGGCAGUGGUGUUUAUAUUGAUGUAGAAAAUAAUCAUUUUUGUAACAUUUUAAUCCUUUAAUUUUUUUAUAUGUAAAGAUAUUUGUGUAUUGCUGAUCAUCCUGUGUGUAUUAAGCGUUUUCGAUCUGCAUAGGUACAUAACUAACGCGCUCUGCUGGACUUUAGGGCAGCUUUUAGUUGGUCAAUGACGCGGUCUAUUUCAGUUUCUCAAUAUAGCAACGCACCAACAUUGCGCCUUAACACACCUCCUUUAUAGACCAGCACACACAUGAGUCCACAAAGUGGCGCAAAUGGAUUUGCUAUUUAAACAACGUGGUGCAAAAUGUGAAAAUUAGUUGCGCUGGUCUGAAAAUAGCAACAAAUCGCGCCAUACACAUAUUGCGCUGUAUUGCGCCAGGUCUGUGAUAGAGCCCUUAAUGUUGAAAUGUUUGAUAAACUGACUUUUAAUGACAUUUUUAAUCAUUUCUAGUGAUAAAUUGUCUGUAUUGGUAUCUUAAAUUAUUUAGCAAAAACCUGGUAAUAAUCUUACAGUGCAUUUUCAAUUAUUUUACAGACUUAUUUCUGUCUUUAUAUACUUUAUAACACAAUAUAUUGUUUCAAAACUCUUAAAAUGUCAACAAAAGUCACUUUGUUAAGCUGCACAGUUGAAUUUUCAACAUCAAAAGUCACCAGAGCAGUAAAUAAAAGUCCCAUAAUGCAAUUCAUGACUGAAAAUAAGUGAGAAAACCCCUGUGAAUCAUGAAAUACGGAAACUGUUAAUUAAGGCAGUGUUUCCCAACCCUGUUCCUGGAGGCACACCAACAGUACAUAUUUUGGAUGUCUCCCUUUUCUGACCCAUUCACUUCAGGUGUUGGAGUCUCUUCUGAUGUUAUGAAGAGUUGAUUCAGGUGUGUUUGAUGAGGGAGAGGUUGAAAAUGUGUACUGUUGGUGUGCCUUCAGGAACAGGGUUGGGAAACACUGAAUUAAGGGAUAUUUUUUUACAGUGCACUAAAGGUUAUAGCAGUGAUGCUUUUUUAGUUUUAUAGCCUAAAGCCAUGAAUGGGGUUUUAUUCCAUGGCAGAAUUACAGCAGCAAAGUAAACACUACAUAAAAAGUAAAGCCUCGUCUGAGGAUCAAGCUCCUGUUCUGAGAUCAGGUUAUCAUACGGGACACAAAAAACAGGACAUUUAUCAAUCAUGUGAUCAUAAUAUGUAAACGUUUGGCUUUUAUUGCAGUUCAUUUUAGCAUUUAACACUUUACUUGAAGGGGUGUUCAUAAGACUGUCAUUACACCUUUAUAAUCAUGAUAUGACACGUCUCAAUGAGAUAUGCAUGCUUAAAACGUCUGUUAUUAAGCAUCAUUCGCUCAGUUAUGCCAUGUUAAAUGCAAAGAUCAUAAGACUGUCAUUAAACCUUUAUAAUCAUAUGACACGUCUCAAUGAGAUCUUAUGCAUGCUUAUAACAUCUGUUAUUAAGCAUAAUUUGCUCAGUUAUGUCAAUUUAAAUGCAAAAGAUCAUAGGACUGUUCAUAAGACUGUCAUUAAACCUUUAUAAUCAUGAUAUGACAGUUGAAUGUGAAUGAGAUCUUAUGGAUGCUUAUAACAACCAUUAUUAAGCAUCAUUCGCUCAGUUAUGUCAUGUUAAAUGCAAAGAUCAUAAGACUGUCAUUAAACCUUUAUAAUCAUUUGACACGUCUCAAUGAAAUCUUAUGCAUGCUUAUAACAUCUGUUAUUAAGCAUCAUUUGCUCAGUUAUGUCGAUUUAAAUGCAAAAGAUCAUAAGACUGUUCAUAAGACUGUCAUUAAACCUUUAUAAUCAUUUGACACGUCUCAAUGAGAUCUUAUGCAUGCUUAUAACAUCUGUUCUUAAGCAUAAUUUGCUCAGUUAUGUCAAUUUAAAUGCAAAAGAUCAUAGGACUGUUCAUAAGACUGUCAUUAAACCUUUAUAAUCAUGAUAUGACAGUUGAAUGUGAAUGGGAUCUUAUGCAUGCUUAUAACAACCAUUAUUAAGCAUCAUUCGCUCAGUUAUGUCAGUUUAAAUGCAAAGAUCAUAAGACUGUUUAUGAGACUCAAUAAAACUUUAUAAUCAUGAUAUGACACCUACUGAAUGUGAAAGAGAUCUUAUGCAUGCUUAUAACAACCAUUAUUAAGCAUCAUUUGCUCAGUUUAAAUGCAAAGAUCAUAAAACUGUCAUUAAACCUUUAUAAUCAUGAUUUGACACUUGAAUGUAAAUGAGAUCAUAUGCAUGCUUAUAACAACUAUUAUUAAGCCUCAUUCACUCAGUUAUUUCAGUUUAAGUGCAAAGAUAAUAAGACUGGUCAUAAGACUGUCAAUAAAACUUUAUAAUCAUGAUAUGACACCUCCUGAAUGUGAAGGAGAGCUUAUGCAUGCUUAUAACAACCAUUAUUAAGCAUCAUUCGCUCUGUUAUGUCAAUUUAAAUGCAAAGAUCAAAAGACUGUCAUUAAACCUUUAUAAUCUUGAUAUGCCACCUGAAUGUGAAUGACAUUUUAUGCAUGCUUAUGACAACUGUUAUUAAGUGUCAUUGGCUCAGUUGUGUCAUUUUAAAUGCAAAGAUUACAUGGUUUGUUAUGACAACUUGACAUAAGUAAAUAAAUCACAACCAACUUUUGUCUUCAUGACCACUUGACAUUGCCUAGACAGAAAAACAUGUCAUAAAUCUGUCAUAAACAUGAUGGUCAUGAAGCCUUUAUAAAUAUGUCAUGAAUUUAAUAACAGCCUCACUAAUAUUUUUUUACCUCAGCCACAGUGGCACAAGCUGAAUUUAUUAUUAAGAUGUCAUUAAAUAUUAAUUAACGCUUUAUAAUGAGUUACGACACUUAUAAUGAGACGUUUUAAUGACAAAUACAGUUUAUUCCACUGAAAACGUGAGAAGAAAAAAAUUCAUGACACGAUUAUAAUGCAUCAUGACAGGUUUUGCUGUCUUUGUAACGUCAAUUUGUCAUGACAAAGAUAAAGACCGGUUAUGAUGUUGUUAUGUCAAGUUGUCAUAACAACUAAUGUCAUCUUAGUAUUUAAAAUGACAUUAAUGAGUGAAUGACACUUAAUAACAGUUGUUAUAAACAUGCAUAAAAGUUCAGGUGUCAUAUCAUGAUUAUAAAGGUGUAAUGACAGUCUUAUGAACACCCCUUCAAGUAAAGUGUUAUCAGUUGUGCUAAAGAUGAACUGAAGAAAUCGACAACUUUAAUACUCAGAAUCAUUCAGGUGCGUGUGUGUGCGUGUGUGUGCGUGUGUGUGUGUGUGUGUGUGUGUGUGUGUGUGUGUGUGUGUGUGUGUGUGUGUGUGUGUGUGUGUGCCUGUUUGAUUGAAAUAACAUUGUUUUGUAUUGGGAAAACAGAGAUAAAGCCUUUUGUAACAGUUUCACAUUUCAGCGUUGACCUUUUACUCGGUUUACAUCAUAUCUGACCCUUUGCUUUGCUGUCAGAUUUUUUAUUAUUAUAACUGUUAUUAAUAAAUUUUUCAUAGCAAAUAAAUUGAUAAUAAAAUAUUAAUCUGUUUA
Danio aesculapii is the source of this 7563-nucleotide messenger RNA. RefSeq names its product NAD kinase a (gene nadka). Bases 201 to 1517 code for a protein of 438 amino acids. Gene Ontology annotation, molecular function: NAD+ kinase activity. Lineage: Eukaryota; Metazoa; Chordata; Actinopteri; Cypriniformes; Danionidae. Gene Ontology annotation, biological process: NAD+ metabolic process; NADP+ biosynthetic process. The transcript is spliced from 12 exons. The record is from RefSeq and is a predicted model, not a curated record.